UCUUUCGGGCCCGUGAGAUCAAAUCUAAAAAUAAUAUUACUGUACGAAAGGAAAUCUUCUGAUUGGUUCGAAUAAAUUACGCGCUAUUGGAAGGAGUAAACAAUUGACCUGGUAGUAAGUGUACUGCGAUGUGAGCUGUAGCGAGUCAAUAGACGGGCUGUAUCACAUGAUAGUAUUGUGAGCCUAUUGCAUUCUUAUGCGGACGCCAUUAUUUUGUUCAGUGUUACCGCGAUGGCUUCGCUAAAUCAAACGCAUCCUACUUUGAGUGACAACGAAAUGAGUAAUGUUAUGGAAUCUACUAACAGUAAGACGACAACAAAACUGAUCAUCCAAAAUGCUGUGAGAGUAUUUACUGACUAUAUCAUGCAAAAAGCAGACCUACAAGUUAAAACUGUUGCUGACUGUUACACAGUUAGCAUCGCCGAGUUGGACGAGGUAUUGACGAGAUUCUAUGCAGAAGUGCGGCAAAGGAACGGUGAAAUAUACAUGAAGAAAAGCAUGAUAUCUCUCCGCUAUGGCUUGCAAAGGCAUUUUGUUACAACUAGGAAUGUUGAUGUUAUAAAUGAUGCUAGAUUUAGGCCUUCUAAUCAGAUGUUCUGUGCUGUUCUUGCCAGGUUAAAGCAGGAUGGUAAAGACAUAGUACGCCAUAAACAGCCUAUCACACUAGAAGAUAGGCAGAAGAUGUAUGAUCAGAAUAUACUGGGUACUGAUAAUCCAACGUGUCUUCAGAGAAAAGUGUUUUUCGAUUUGAUUUUCCAUCUAUGCAAAAAGGGACGUGAGGACCUCCAUGUAAUGAAGAGAUCGGACUUUCAAGUUUCUAUAGAUAACAAUGGUUCCAGGUUUGUCCAUCAAACAGCCAGUUAUCUUAGAAGAAACCAUCUUGAUGACAGGGAUGCCAGAAUGUAUGAACUAGUAGGUGAUAGACUAUGUCCUGUGAAGUCUUUUAUGAAGUACAUCUCCAAAUUGAGUCCCAGGAACCCAAACAUGUGGCAGAGACCAAAACAAGGUGUCGUCGGGGAAAACUACCCUAUUUGGUACCUAAAUGUUAACAUGGGCCACAAUGCUUUGGGGUCGAUGAUGCGUAACAUAUCCAUUGCAGCCAACCUGUCUCAGAUUUACACCAACCAGUGCAUACGAGCAACCUCAAAUUUGGAGCUUGAUCGAAAAUGGUAUGAGUUCCGAGAAAUGAUGAGUGAAGACCAGCUUGAUAAAGGGAUGAAAAGGAGAAUUAGUUGGAACUUAUCAUCUUCAGUGGUACCAAGGAAGCAAGCAAACAGACAGCCACCAUCCUGUGAAGGAAAAAGAAGUGAAAAUGUUAUGCAAUUAAGGAAUGUAGGCCAAGUGUCCUCACAAUUGGAAGCAUCGAUACCAGUGGCAACACCGUCACUAACAGCAACAAGAUCGCCCUUCACUACGGCAUCACCAAUAUCAAUAGUAUCAUCUAUGUCAACAAGAUUGCCAAUGGCAACAACUUCACCCAGGGCAGUAACACUGCCAUCAGAAUUGCCAAUAGCAUCAUCAAUGGCAACCACAACCCAAAUGGAAGCCACGUCCCUAAUGCUGCCAGCAUCUCAGAUGAUGACAACAACAUCAAUAGCAGUACCAACUUUACUGAUGACAACAACAUCACCAGAUGUCCAUAUUAAAGAGGAGAUGGUGGAAGGAAUGUUGAAUCCUUUGGAAUAUAUAGGAGAUCAAGUAUCAGGGAUCAAGAAUACACAGGUUCCUGAUCCUAAUAACAAGGAAUUUGAAGAACAUAGGGUCAUCACAGAGUUACAGAAUAGUAUGAUAGAGGAAACUAGACCAUUGGAGAAACGAUUAAUGGAUGAACCUAGCCGGUCAAAUGCUGUUGGCAUUGGUCAGGUAAAUUCUGUUGUAAUGAACGACGAAAGCUGUCAGUUGUAUGUGGAUGAGGCAUUUGCAGGCGUUGGAGGUGAUGCAGUUAGAAACACACACAAAAAUCAUACAGAAGCUCUUGAUACAGAAGAAAAUGACUUUUGUCCUUUAAAUAACAGCAGUGUUUUGUUAAAUGAUGACGAAGAAAGCAUGGAAGAACGAGAGGAUUUGGGAAUAAAGGCGCCAUUUAAGCGACUAACUGAACGCCAUUUUAUAGCUGUGAACAAGGGCAGGACUCCACUAGGCCAUCCGUCUAAGCCUCAGUGUAUUGUCUGCUCAAACCCUGCGGUGAAGCGUCAUCGAACAGAAUUCAUCUGCGAACAAUGUAUAUUGCCGAUGUGUCCGAUUCCUUGCUUCAAACGUUAUCAUACAAUGGCAGAAUACAAAGCAAAAUGCUCCUACGAAUAUCACAACAGCUAAUGUUAUGUGAUAGGUGAACAUAAGCUGUAGGAGUUACAAAUUGGUUAAGGUGGGGGGGGGGCAAUCAACAAUACAGUAAGGUUAUUGAUAAUUAGAACCAAUGGGGAGGGGUAGAGAUGAAAGUGGAAGGGUAGUGACAUGAAAGGGUGUGUGUUUGACUGGCAGAUGAGAUGUUUAGUGUUUAGUGUUUUUGCAAAUUAAGGAAGUGUAGUCUAUUUGCUCCACAAGGAGCAUGUUUAGACAAGUGGUUUAAUUUCCCAGCCUCGAUAUCAGGGUUUCAAUACCUCGCUGUGGAUUUCGUUGGUGUUCUUGAGCAAGGCACUUUAUCUGCAUUGCUUCUCUCCACCCAGGCAUAUAAAUGGGUACCUGGUACCUUUCAAUAUACAGUGUAAUAUAAUUGUUGACAUUUCCAUACAUAAAUUAAUAAUUUAUUAUGAUAUUUAUGUUGAAGUCUAUGUACAUUGUACAUUUUCUUAUUUAAAGAGUUUAUAUUUAUUAAUAUUAUUUAUAAAUAAUGUUUAAACUCAAUGAUAGUAUUAAUGAUAAUACAUGAAUAAUGGGGAAUGCAUCGGCAUCCCCAGCCUGCACCCAUGUAAGAAUUAUGGUUCUGGUUCCGCCUAAAUGUUUUGGUGUGUAUCAUAAAGUACACAAAAAUACAAAUUAAAAUCUGGAUGGAAACAUGUGGUUACUUUCUAAUUAUGGAUUUACUGAUGAAUUCUGAAAUGGCCAUAGAAAUUUUUUAUUUAUGUUUUUCCAACAAUCAUUAAUUGAUCAAAAUACAGAAUUAAUUCUGGAUCUGAGGCUGAUUUAGUUGCUUCUAUUUGGUUGAAGAGGAAGGAAGGAGAAAUAUAUUUUAUUCAUUCUUUCCUCCUUGACAUAAAACAUUCAAAAUCGCUUUUGUUCCAGAGCAAUUGGCGAGAGAAAAAACAAACCAAGAAAAUUGUCCUACCUAUGAACGUUAUCGAGAGUACACUAGCGUGCUUCGAUGUUUCGUAUUAUCAGGAUGUCAAGGGUGGCACAAAAUUUGCCAAACCGAUUCCCGGACUAGAGCAGAAGAACUUAGCGUGGUCGAUCAUCGUUUAAAAUCUGUCAGCAGUGAUCCAGGAGGCGAAUCCUCCAGAAACUAUUACAAUUUAGGGGUUUCACAGGCUUAUUUAAUCGAUUUUAGAGUCUACUAAUAUGGGAAAAAUACUCUUUUUUAUCUCUAUGCAGACGGGGGUUGGAUAGAAGCUUCCCGAAUGGGAUGGGGAAGCUUCUCUCCAAACCCUGUUGGCAUAGAGAUAAAAAAAAUGAGAA
Molecule: messenger RNA, 3612 nt
Organism: Anneissia japonica
Lineage: Eukaryota; Metazoa; Echinodermata; Crinoidea; Comatulida; Comatulidae
Exons: 4
Coding region: 232-2316 (694 amino acids)
Source: RefSeq, a predicted model, not a curated record